Messenger RNA from Camarhynchus parvulus, 1449 nucleotides. Its product is annotated as alanyl-tRNA editing protein Aarsd1-like. The record is from RefSeq and is a predicted model, not a curated record. Gene Ontology annotation, biological process: regulation of translational fidelity; alanyl-tRNA aminoacylation. Gene Ontology annotation, molecular function: nucleic acid binding; Ser-tRNA(Ala) deacylase activity; ATP binding. NCBI's taxonomy places the organism in Eukaryota, Metazoa, Chordata, Aves, Passeriformes, Thraupidae. Bases 133 to 1362 code for a protein of 409 amino acids. The transcript is spliced from 12 exons.
CGCGCGUGCCCGUGCAGGCCCCGCCCGCUCGCCGCACGGCGGCCACCACCGCCGCUCCGUGUCCGUGUCCCUGUCCGUGUCCGUGUCCCUGUCCCUCCGCCAGUCCCGGCUCGCUUGUGCCGAACGGUCGCGAUGGUGUUCCGGUGCCAGCGGGACAGCUGGGCCCGGCAGUUCACCACCAGGGUGGUGUCGUGCCGGGCGGCCGAGCUGCGGCCCGAGGGCGGCGGGGAGCCGGUGCACGGGUUCCAGGUGGUGCUGGAGGACACCAUCCUCUUCCCCGAGGGCGGCGGGCAGCCGGACGAUCGCGGCCUCAUCGGGGACGUGCCGGUGCUGCGGGUGACACGGCGGGGCGCCGAGGCCGUGCAUUUCGUGCCGGCCGCGCUGGAACCGGGCGCUGAAGUGCAGCUGUCGCUGGACUGGGAGCGCCGCUUCGACCACAUGCAGCAGCAUUCAGGACAGCAUCUCAUCAGUGCCAUUGCAGAACAGAUGUUUGGAUUCAAGACAACUUCAUGGGAGCUGGGCCGUCAGCGCGGUGUCAUUGAGCUGGACACCCCCGUGGUGACAGCAGAGCAGGUCCAGGCCCUGGAGGAGAGCGUGAACGAGAAAAUCCGGGACAGGGUCCCUGUAACAGUGAGGGAACUGGCUGCAGAUGACCCUGAAGUUGAAACAGUGAGGAGCCGGGGGCUGCCCGAUGACCACGCGGGGCCAGUGCGGGUGGUGGACAUCAAAGGCAUCGACUCCAACCUGUGCUGUGGGACUCACGUGUCCAACCUGAGUGACCUCCAGGUUAUUAAACUCCUUGGCGUGGAAAAAGGGAAAAAGAACAAAACCAACUUGGUUUUCCUGGUGGGAAACAGAGUGCUGAAGUCAAUUGAACAAAGUCACAGUACUGAGAAGGCUCUAACCUCCCUGCUCAAAAAUGGACCAGGUGAGCACGUGGAGGCUGUGAAGAGACUGCAGAGCUCUGUGAAGCUGCUCCAGAAGAAUAACCUGAACCUGCUCAGAGACAUUGCUGUUUUGAUAGCUCGGGACUUCAAGAGCAAACCUGCUCCAAAGCAGCUCUUUGUAUUGCACAGGAAAGAGGGUGAUUCUGAAUUUAUGAACAUCAUCGCUAAUGAGAUUGGGACAGAGGAAACCCUGCUAUUCCUGACUGUGGGAGAUGAAAAAGAAGCAGGACUCUUCCUUCUAGCUGGACCUGUUGAAGCAGUUGAAAAUUUAGGUCCCAGGGUGGCAGAACUGCUGGGAGGGAAAGGAGCUGGGAAGCGCGGCCGCUUCCAGGGCAAGGCAGCCAAGAUGAGCCGGCGAGGAGAAGUGCAAGCUCUGCUCCAGGAAUUCAUUAGCCAUCAAAACCCUGGAGCAUAAGAAACAAUUCUCAAAGUAGGUUUGUCUUAUAUUUGUUUGCAUAGGCUCCACUAGCUCCUCUACCAGAGAAUAAAGACCUGAACCCAA